Ylistrum balloti is the source of this 3673-nucleotide messenger RNA. RefSeq names its product ATP-binding cassette sub-family B member 10, mitochondrial-like. Gene Ontology annotation, cellular component: membrane. Gene Ontology annotation, molecular function: ATP hydrolysis activity; ABC-type oligopeptide transporter activity; ATP binding. The record is from RefSeq and is a predicted model, not a curated record. Gene Ontology annotation, biological process: transmembrane transport. The transcript is spliced from 12 exons. Lineage: Eukaryota; Metazoa; Mollusca; Bivalvia; Pectinida; Pectinidae. Bases 83 to 2260 code for a protein of 725 amino acids.
UGUCACGCUGGAGGACGGUUAAGGGUAUUAUAUAAGAAUAUAAAUUGGUAGCAUCACAUUAAAAUCAAUUAACUCGUCCACGAUGAAUUGCCAGGUCAGAAAUGUUCUGAAAAACUGCUUUCGUCCCCCAUAUACUCGUUCAUGGGACCCAAGGGUUUUCAGUUACUCCCAAACAGCUGGAACGAGAUGUGGGCAGUGCAGUAUGUUGGCUUCUCUGCCGUCCAAUGUGAGAGGGAUUCGCACAACAAUUUCGCGGACACUGCAAUCUAAUUACCAUAUGCGAGUGAAGACGACUCGAACCCUUACCCAACAACCCACUCGCACGUUACGUACUGUCGGUGUUGCCAGAGGCACUAAUUGCUGUAGGGGCCCCUUUAAUAUACGAUAUAUGCAGUGUAGAGACUUACUAAGUAGACACAAAUUCCAGACUAAUUAUUUCAGGGUUUAUUGUUCAAAAGUUGGAAAUGUGAAAAAUUCUGUUAAGACGAGAAUUCCACCGACAUCAGAAAUAUGGAGACUGUUAUCUCUCGCCAAACCGGAAAAAUGGAGACUAGCAGCUGCCUUGGCAUUACUAAUGGUUUCCAGUGCAGUAACAAUGUCCGUGCCAUUUUGUAUCGGCAAGGUGAUAGAUAUUAUCUACACAGAAUUGGUAGAUCAGGGCGACAAGAUGAAGGAGAGACUACAACAAAUAUGUAGCAUUCUUGUUGUCAUCUUUAUAGUUGGGGGCCUUGCCAACUUUGGUCGAGUCUACUUAAUGAAUCUAACAGGCAACAACAUUGUGCGGCGUUUACGUUCGCAAUUGUUUUCAUCCAUCAUGAGGCAAGAAAUUGGAUUCUUUGACAAAAAUAAAACGGGUGAACUUAUCAACAGACUGUCGACAGAUUCAACUGUGGUGGGCAGCUCCGUGACAACAAACAUUUCUGAUGGCCUGCGGGCAGUGGCUCAAGCAAUUGGAGGAGUCAGCAUGAUGUGCUAUGUAUCGCCCAAACUGGCAGGUAUUGCCUUGUGUAUUGUACCACCGAUUGUGAUGAUGUCUCGUUUCUAUGGUCAAUAUAUGCGAAACAUAACCAAGAAGGUGCAGGACUCACUGGCCUCGGCAACACAGGUUGCUGAAGAGAGGAUAAGCAAUAUUAGGACAGUUCGAUCAUUUGCUCAGGAAAAACGAGAAGUGAAUGCUUAUGAUGAGAAGAUCGACCACAUUCUAAUGCUGUCAUACAAAGAAGCUCUGGCUCGAGGCAUUUUCUGGGGAUCGACAGGUUUCUCUGGGAAUAUGAUUGUGUUGGCUGUGUUCUAUUACGGGGGACUGAUGAUGACCGAGUCACAGAUCUCUGUGGGUGAUCUAUCCGCCUUCCUGCUGUAUGCUGCUUAUGUGGGUGUUUCUAUAGGAGGAAUGACAACCUUUUACUCCGAGAUGAUGCGAGGCCUUGGGGCUAGUUCUCGUCUGUGGUUCCUCAUUGACAGAGUACCAACCAUUCCUGUGUCGGGUGGAGUUAUACCUACCUCCGAAGUUGUGGGAAAACUGAGCUUCAACAACAUCAAUUUCAGUUAUCCAGCACGGUCAGAUGUGACAAUAUUCUCUGACUUGAAUCUGACGGUACCUGCUGGAUCAGUUACAGCGGUUGUAGGGGCCAGUGGGUCUGGCAAGUCAACCCUCGGCACUCUCCUACUCAGGUUCUAUGAUCCUGCACAUGGAAGCGUUGUGUUGGAUCAGGAAGACAUUCGUGACCUUGACCCUUUAUGGCUGAGGACACAAAUAGGCAGUGUGAGCCAGGAACCUAUUCUUUUCUCCUGCACUGUCGCAGAAAAUAUUGCCUACGGAGCUCCAGACCCGACAAAGGUCACCCAAGAGGCAAUUGAGGAGGCAGCUAGGAAAGCUAAUGCAUAUAACUUCAUACAGACAUUUCCAGAGGGGUUCAAUACCAUGGUUGGGGAGAGGGGUCUCAUGUUGUCAGGUGGACAGAGACAGCGUGUGGCAAUAGCUAGAGCAAUCCUUAAGAAUCCCAAGAUUCUCCUUCUAGAUGAAGCCACCAGUGCCCUGGAUGCAGAGAGUGAGUAUCUGGUACAAGAAGCCUUAGAGCGGGUCAUGGUUGGACGAACUGUUAUCACCAUAGCACAUCGUCUUUCAACCAUCAUGAAAGCAGAUCAGAUCGCUGUUUUGGACAAUGGAGGAAUAGCAGAAGUGGGCAGCUACCAACAGCUCAUGGGUCUCAACAAUGGAAUGUUCAGGAAACUGGUGGAGCGUCAGACCAUAACUUCUUGACGGAGGAGUGUAAAGUUGUAAUAAUGCCAUCGGAAGCUGAUGGAGUUGCCUUACGAUAACAAACUGACAGAAAUUUAGUGAUAUUGCUAAUAUUUGUAACCAGACAUUAUCAACUGCUCAGCCUUAAAGGAAUUUUCUUAAUUUACAAAACAAGAAAUAUUCACUGGCUCUGCCAGAGAAUUCUUUCAGGUACUAGUAGGCACUGUAUUGCAGAAUUUGUAAUUAGAGUCUUGAAAUCAAUGCUCCGCACAAGCGUAUGACUAUCUUUCCUCCUUAGUAUGAUUCCUCUUUAGUAAAACAGACUUAAGGAAAUGUGUUACUAGAUAUACUAUCAUACCUCAAAAUUCCUGUUGCCUAAGUUUAUAUUUCAAAUCUGCUUUCAUGUUAUCAACACCUUCAUUCUUGUGUAAUAUCAGUUAAUUAGAAGCUUGAUAACAUUAUUAACUGAUGUUGUUUUUGUGUUUGUGGAACUCUUCUGAUUGGAGGUGUACAUUACAUUCAGGUAGUAUAUAGUCUUAACUCCUACAUGCUUUUGGAGGGAAAAUUGAUCAGCAUAUACACAUUAGGUUAGUUAUCUCAGUACAUGAUACUGUGGAAAUAGUUUCACAUUAGGAUUGGUGGUGGGUAGAUAAUUUGUGGUCGCAAUAUUUAAGCUGAUUUCAUGUUACUUAGUUGAAAUGGUCCAGACAGCAUGGAAUUAUUCCUGAAAAAAGGAAUGCACCAGUACUGUAUGUGGGUGUAUGUUUUCCAUCUGAACCACUACUGAACAUCACAUAGCAGAAAAUUAUGUGUGCACUGAUUCUGUUUAUUCUGAGAACAAGUGAUAUUCAGUCAGUUAGUUUCAGACAGGGAUGACUUAUGCCCUCAAACUCAAAUUUUGUCAAAUAUUUUGUUGCUAGCUUGGUUCCAAUCACUACCUGGUGUUCUUCUCCAAGAUUCAGCAUGUCCAACAGCUUAUGACAAAACGGCCUUAGUUUAUGCACUUGAUUAAAAGAAUGCAAUACCCUUCACAUGUACAGUAGGUACUUGGACUAAACAGACUUUUAACGAGGUGAAACUUCAGCAUUUUACUCAAGAACCAUUUUGCAUUGUUCAUACGCUGCAUAUCACUUAUUUUCAUAAUUCUAAUUAAUUUUAUCACUUUGCCUAUGUUAUUUGGCAUUUGAUUUAGCACCUUAAAUAUUUGUCAGAGUUAGUCUUGCCAGAGGAUUAAGAUUUUGUUAUGAUGAAAAAGGACAAUUAUAGGGUUUAGAUAUAGGUAUAAAGCUAUUGUUUAAGAUGUAGAUGUGUUUUUUUGUUAGACCCCUUGGAUACUGAUGUAUGGAGAUAUAUGUGAUGCUGUGAUAAAAUAUCUCUGUAGGUAAAAAUAAUUUAAAUAAUCUAUCCAUAAUAUAUAUACUAUUUUUUUCAAAA